CGCCAUUCCCUCGAAAUUCCCCAAACCCUUCUCCUCCCCCAUCCCCAUCGCCAUGGACGAGAGCGAUCUCACCCUCCCCCUCUCCUCCUCCUCCUCCUCCUCCUCCUCCUCCCCCCUCCGCCGCCGACGCCUCCGCCGCGCCGGCGACGGGACAUCGGCGGCGAGAUCCGGCGAGGCUCCGCCGCCGCGGCCGAUCUCGCUGGCGACGUCGCGCGGGCCGGCCGAGGGCGUGUCGGAGAAGAGCUCCGGCGCGGGGAUCGUCGGCCUCGCCGGCGCCGGCGCCGGAGACGGAGAGGGAGAGGUGCGAGGGUUUCCGUGGUCAAAUGCGAUGCUACAGUGGCAGCGAACGGCGUUCCAUUUCCAACCGGAGAAGAAUUGGAUGAACGAUCCAAAUGGGCCCGUGUAUUACAUGGGGUGGUACCACCUCUUCUACCAGUAUAACCCGGACUCGGCCGUUUGGGGGAACAUCACGUGGGGGCACGCCGUGUCACGUGACCUGGUCCACUGGCUACACCUCCCCCUCGCCAUGGUCCCGGACCAAUGGUACGACGCCAACGGGGUCUGGACCGGGUCCGCCACCGUGCUCCCCGACGGCCGCCUCAUCAUGCUGUACACCGGGGCCACCGUGGACGCGGUCCAGGUGCAGAACCUCGCGUUCCCCGCGGACCCGUCCGACCCGCUCCUGCGCUCCUGGUCCAAGUCGGACUCCAACCCGGUACUCACCCCGCCGUCCGGAGUGGGGCCCGCAGAUUUUCGGGACCCCACCACCGCGUGGUACGAUCCUUCUGAUGACACGUGGAGGAUCGUAAUUGGAUCCAAGGACGACGACGGGCACACGGGCACUUCCAUGGUUUUCCGGACCCGCGACUUUAUCCGGUGGGAGCUCGUGCCCGGACUGCUGCACCAGGUGGCGGGCACGGGGAUGUGGGAGUGCAUCGACUUCUACCCGGUGGCGACCGGGGGGAAUGCGGCGAAACACGGCGUGGACACGGCGGCGACCGCGAACGGGGACGACGGGGUGCGCCACGUGCUGAAGGCGAGCAUGGACGACGACCGGCAUGACUACUACGCUCUCGGGCUGUACGAUGCGGCGCAGAAUGUGUGGGUGCCGGACGAGCCGGACAUGGACGUGGGGAUCGGGCUGCGGUACGACUGGGGCAAGUUCUACGCGUCAAAGACGUUCUACGACCCGGUGAAGAAGCGGCGCCUGCUCUGGGGGUGGAUCGGCGAGACCGACAGCGAGCACGCCGACAUCCUCAAGGGCUGGGCCUCCCUUCAGGCCGUCCCUCGCAGCGUUUUAUUUGAUGUAAAAACCGGAAGCAAUCUGAUUCAGUGGCCGGUCGAAGAAAUCGAAAGCUUACGGAUGAACAGGACGGACUUCAGCGGCAUCACGAUCGACACCGGGUCCUUCUUUCGCCUCAACAUUCAGAAGGCCACCCAGUUAGAUAUAGUUGCGGAGUUUGAGAUUCCGAAGGAGGCGUUGGAGGCGGUCAAUGAGGCGGACAUAGGUUACAACUGCAGCACGAGCGGUGGCGCUGCAGGGAGGGGCGCCUUGGGGCCAUUCGGACUGCUCGUGCUGGCCGACAAGAAGCUAACAGAGCAGACUGCAGUGUAUUUCUAUGUCUCGAGGAAGGCGGACGGCGGACUUAAGACUCACUUCUGCCAGGAUGAAGUCAGGUCAUCGAAGGCGAACGAUAUCGUCAAGAGAGUUGUCGGCAGCAGCGUUCCCGUGCUCGACGGUGAAACUUUGUCCCUGCGAAUACUGGUGGAUCACUCUAUAGUGGAGAGCUUUGCUCAGGGAGGGAGAUCAUGCAUCACGUCACGCGUGUACCCGACGGAGGCGAUCUACAACGCAGCAGGAGUCUACCUAUUCAACAAUGCAACUAAUGCUCCUGUUACCGCGAAAACUCUCACUGUGUGGGAGAUGAGCUCUUCUUUCAACCAACCCUACCCUGCUGAAGCUUAACAGAAAUAAAAUCACUUCUCCAAAUCUAUAUUUACUUCCCUUAUCCAAUCUCAAUCACUUUGUUUUACUUUUCUUUCUUUUUUUUUUAAUAUAUUUUUUUCUCGUCCUUCGACUGUAUUUAGUGUAAGUUUCUGAUUCGUUGGCGAGAUUCAUGUGAGUUUUUUUUUUUUUUUUUGUUUUGCGUAUAGGAAUUUUGCUGGUGCAAUAGGGCCUUGUAUGUGAAGUGUAUAGUGUUUUUGUAUUAAUCACUAUAGGGGUGGGAAAUUUUUUUUGAUAUCAUGUAAGAUUAAACCAAUCAUUUCUUAAAUAAUGCAAUUAUUAUCUUCUUUUCUCUUU
Messenger RNA from Ananas comosus (pineapple), 2302 nucleotides. RefSeq names its product beta-fructofuranosidase 1-like. NCBI's taxonomy places the organism in Eukaryota, Viridiplantae, Streptophyta, Magnoliopsida, Poales, Bromeliaceae. The transcript has 8 exons. Gene Ontology annotation, molecular function: beta-fructofuranosidase activity. The record is from RefSeq and is a predicted model, not a curated record. The coding region runs from base 53 to 1966 and encodes 637 amino acids. Gene Ontology annotation, biological process: carbohydrate metabolic process.